Spodoptera frugiperda (fall armyworm) is the source of this 3736-nucleotide messenger RNA. RefSeq names its product bifunctional 3'-phosphoadenosine 5'-phosphosulfate synthase (gene Papss). The transcript is spliced from 14 exons. The record is from RefSeq and is a predicted model, not a curated record. NCBI's taxonomy places the organism in Eukaryota, Metazoa, Arthropoda, Insecta, Lepidoptera, Noctuidae. Gene Ontology annotation, molecular function: sulfate adenylyltransferase (ATP) activity; ATP binding; adenylylsulfate kinase activity. Bases 205 to 2079 code for a protein of 624 amino acids. Gene Ontology annotation, biological process: 3'-phosphoadenosine 5'-phosphosulfate biosynthetic process; sulfate assimilation.
GCUUGUCUACCGCUCGCCCCCCCUCUGUAUUAGUUACCCCCCUCGUUUUACUUCUACUGAUAAUAUUGGAAAUCGCUGAUACUAUAAGCACAUUACCUAUUGUGUGAAAAAAUAUGCGGCAUUUUUAAAUAAAAAAAUCAAAGCUUCUUUUUUUAACAUAAAACCUCUUUGAAAACGUUCAGUGGUCUUCGGGAAUCGAAUAAAAUGGACGGACCAUCAGGACCCAAGAAGAAACUUAAAACUUGUGCACAAGUAGCGACAAAUGUCGUUGAACAGAAGCACCAGGUGUCCAGAGCGAAGAGGAGUCGAGCCCUUGGAAGCAGGGCUUUCAGAGGCAGUACAGUAUGGUUCACAGGACUCAGUGGUGCUGGGAAGACCAGCAUAGCCUUCGCUCUUGAAGCUUACCUGGUGUCUAAAGGUAUUCCGGCGUACGGUUUGGAUGGAGAUAAUAUCAGGACAGGUUUGAACAAGAACCUCGGCUUCACCAAGGAGGAUCGUGAAGAAAACAUCAGACGAGUGGCUGAAGUCGCCAAACUCUUUGCUGACAGUGGAGUCGUUUGUUUGUGCAGUUUUGUCUCACCUUUCGCUGAGGAUCGUGAAGUAGCCCGUCGCAUCCACGUGGACUCCGACCUGCCGUUCUUUGAGGUCUUCAUCGACACUCCCUUGGAAGUGUGCGAACAGAGAGACACCAAGGGUCUCUACAAGAAGGCUCGAGAAGGAUCUAUUAAGGGCUUCACCGGUAUCACGCAAGAGUAUGAACGUCCCGAAGCCCCUGAACUCAUCGUCCAAACAGUUGGGAACUCCAUCGAGGAGUCUACUAUGCAUGUCAUUCGCCUGCUUGAAUCACAGGGCAUCAUCCCCUGUUUCGAAGACAGUCGCAAGGGUGUAGAGGAGCUGUUCAUCUACGGCAACAGACUAACUAGUGCUAUCGAAGAAGCUGCUAGACUGCCAAACAUCGAACUUAACACACUCGACCUGCAAUGGGUACAGGUGCUAUCUGAAGGAUGGGCGUACCCACUCAAAGGGUUCAUGAGGGAACAUGAAUAUUUACAAGCUUUACAUUCCAACUGCCUAACUCUCGCUGACGGCUCAGUAGUCAACCAAUCAGUGCCAGUAGUUCUACCAGUGGACACUGAAGCCAAGGACCGUCUUACCGGUGCCAAUGCCAUCGCCCUCACUUACAAUGGCAAGGCCGUGGCCGUACUCCGGUCUCCUGAGUUCUACCCACAUAGGAAAGAGGAGAGGUGCUGCCGACAGUUCGGUAUUUACCAUACUGAACACCCUUAUAUCAAGAUGAUCAAAGAGGCCGGAGAUUGGUUGGUGGGCGGUAACUUGGAAGUGUUUGAGCGUAUCCGCUGGAACGAUGGUCUGGACUCCUACCGGCUAACUCCUAACGAACUGAGACAGAAGUUCAAGGAACUUGAAGCUGACGCUGUAUUCGCUUUCCAGCUACGUAACCCCAUCCACAAUGGCCACGCGCUAUUGAUGCAAGACACGCAGCGUCAGCUCGUGGAGCGCGGCUUCCAGAAACCUGUGCUGCUAUUGCAUCCUCUUGGUGGUUGGACAAAGGACGACGAUGUUCCCCUAGACGUGAGGAUCAACCAGCACAAGGCCGUGCUCAACGAGGGAGUACUGGACCCACAGUCCACCGUACUCGCCAUCUUCCCCUCACCCAUGAUGUAUGCUGGACCUACUGAGGUCCAAUGGCACGCCAAAUGCCGUAUGAACGCGGGCGCCAACCACUACAUAGUGGGGCGCGACCCGGCCGGCCUGCCGCACCCGGCCGGCGGCGGCGACCUCUACGACCCGCGACACGGAGCCAUGGUACUCAAGAUGGCGCCCGGGCUUAAUGAACUUGAGAUCAUUCCGUUCCGCGUGGCUGCGUACGACACGUCUGUCGGCAAGAUGGCGUUCUUCGACCCCACUCGCAAGGAAGAUUUUGACUUCAUCUCUGGAACUAGGAUGCGAGGUCUUGCCAAAACCGGCAAGGAGCCGCCAAAGGGUUUCAUGGCACCGGCAGCAUGGAAGGUGCUCUCCGAAUACUACCAGUCACUGAAAUCCAAAAUGGACACCAACUAAAUCCACAACGAGCAGCUAAUAAGUAAAGUUAAUAUAAGUAUUAUUUUACUGUCACAAUUAUAAAGGCCUCAAACGUAACGCUAGAUUUUAUAGACAAGUAAGAUAUUCUGCUUUUAUUUUUAAAAUGAGUUAUAUAUGUAAAAAUUAAUAAUAAUUAUGGUCAUUUGUAUUUAGGUCUUUGGUCCUUAUAACUGGCGAAAACUAAGUGUAUGUUAGUACACGUCUGUUUGCCUUGUCAUAGAUUUACUAUUUAAUUGUCACAGAAUACAACAAUAAUUUUGGAAAUGUGAAAUAGCGUCAAUAACUAGUUUCCGUCCACUACUGGACGUAUAUUCGUUUAUACGCCGCCAGAACUAGACCAGAAUACAUAUCUAUUUCACUGAAAUGUAGCAAAAUUGUUAUCUUGGUUUUUUGUUUUCAUUAUCGAGACCUAAAGUAUUUUAAACUGGAGGAGUCAUACUCAGAGACAUUUAAUGAUUACUUAAACUAUUACUUAGUAACAAUUUUGUUCUGAAAACAAUUACUAAGGACUGGGUUAAGUUAUCAUUAUACGACUCUGAGUAUGGCAGUUAGGUUCGAUCCUAAGUUCAGCCAAAACACUACUGAUAAAUUCGUUUUUCUGCUGACAAUGUCUGAUAUAUGUGUUCUUUGACCAUAAUAGUCUACUCCUAAUAUUAAAAUCCUUUCUACUACUGAUGAAAUCAAUAUAGUACGAGUAUUUUAUAAGUUAGAAUAUAAUUCUUUAUUAUAAAAGUGAGAUUUAUGAUUAAAACUAAAAUUAACCCGUCGCAGAUCCGCGGGAGACACAAUGUAUUUUCUAUUGUUGUCUUAUAUACGGCAUACAAAAGGUUAAUGAUUCUUUGGGGCAAAACGUACAUUUUAUUUAAAAUCUACUUUGACAUAGAGUUGUAUUUAUUUCUCUAUUUUUUACCCACCCGUAUGGAGAUAACACUCUUUCUUUCAUACGUAAUAACAGUCUUUAUUUACCAUGCAAUAAAGGCGAAUUUCAUACGUACGAUUUACGGGUGGAAUGUACUUAAAAAAUGUUUUAGACUUGUGCAACGAAAUCGACAUAAUAUUAUGUGCAAUAUAUAUAUUUUUUUUAUUUAAAUUAUGUAUACUUUUUUUAUUUAUUCCUCAUUUGUACAUUCCUUGAACUUACUCUACUAUAGUAGGUAAACGCAUUUCUUUUAUUUAUAUUUAAUUAUUUACACAAGUAUAUUAAUUCAAUAGUACGUAAUAUUACUAUACAAGACAAUAAUAAUUACCUGACAUUAUAAUUGUUUAUUAUUAAUUUUAAAGAAAAGUUAUUCAAAAAUUAUUACUUAUUGUUAAAAUAAAUCAAUUUUUAUUAAAAUCAGUAUAGCCGUUUAGGAGUUAUAAAUGACGUAACUUGUUUUAUAUUUAGAUAUUUAAUAUUAUUAUUGUUUUAAUUAUAUUUUGAAGAUUAAUUACUUAUAUACAUAAAAGUUGUAAAAGAUCAAUCAAUGUCCAUGUAUUAUGUAUUGCUUUUUUUUUAAUUACGUAAUCAUUACAUGAUCAUGUGGAGGGACGUAUUGUUAAUUUAUAAGAAUUUUAAAUAUAAUAAAUUGUUGUAAUUUUAGUAAAUAAAGGUGCUUUUAAAGUUAAUGUAAAAUAAAUAUAAAAGUGAUAUUGA